ACAAACCGCCUUCACUUGCCUGCAAAUAACGCGAAUCUCUCUCUCUCCAAUCGAAAGCGAAAUCCAGCUGCGAACAAAAUUUUAAUCAUUCGCAACGGAACAAGAACCUUACUAAUUCCGGAUCCCAAUUCUGGUUUCGGCUCAUCCUUUCCUCAUUAUUUUCCCUUGCAAGCGACGAGUUGGACUAGGAUUUUAGGAUUAGGGUUAGGGUUAGGGUUUGUUUUUGUACCUUUUUAUCUGCGUAGUUCGUGCAUGCGAAGGUCUGGAUCGGUUAAGCGUAUGUAUGGCAGUGGUUGUAUUUGGAUAGAGUGGAAUUUGAAGCUUUGACUAUGGAACGGGCCAUAGGUGGGUUAAUUUGUGGUUAUUGUUGGUGAUGACUAGAGACCGAUGUCACCUGGGAAAGAAGAUGAUGGGUAGGGGUGCGGAUGGAGGCUGUGGUUCUGAGGAGAGGUCUUGCCCAGUGGCAAGAGUGCCGAACAGAGUAACGUUGACCCAUACUCAAACACAUGAGGAUAAGUUGUCUACUGUGGACAUUGAUUAUUACGCUCAGGCUCAAAAGGCGUUGUGCGAGCGUUCGCCAUUCGAUGUAGCGGAGGAGACUGCAGCUCCUUAUGUGCCCACUUUGCCCGGUAGGUUGGGUAGCUCUUUGAGCAGACAUACGGGUGGUAAGAAGCGGCAGAGGAAAUCCAAUUCUGGGGCAGACAAGAAGACUUGGAGGCAAGGUGAAAGGUCACGUGGCUCCAACAUUUGGGUCGAGACAGAGGAAUAUUUUAGGGACUUGACGCUGUCUGAUGUAGAUACUUUGCGUGCAGCGUCUUCUUUUAGUGGUUUAGGGUUUAGGAAAUGUUUUUCAAUUCCGUCUUCUGGAAAUGACUCAGAAGCAAAUGUAGGUGGCAGUGAUAAUGCUAGUGAUGAGAUUACAGAUGGGGCUAUUGUUAAAGACGAGGUUGAGGAUGACUGUUUGGGCUCGGAUGUGGGCAUGGUUGAAGCCAGUGAUUCUCCUCUUGGAGACAAGGGUUGUUCAAACUUGGAUUCGUCUCCCGGCUUAGAAUGGAUAUUGGGUUGUAGGAAUAAGGUGUCCUUAACUUCGGAGCGGCCUUCGAAGAAACGGAAGCUUCUAGGUGGUGAUGCAGGAUUGGAAAAAGUUCUAAUUGUUUCUCCUUGCGAUGGAAAUUCAUCUUUAUGCCACUUUUGCUCUAAGGGAGAUACGUACAAAGGGGUAAAUCCGUUAGUUACUUGUAGUUGUUGUUAUGUGGUGGUUCACUAUAAGUGCUAUGGCAUAAGAGAGAAAGUCAAUGGAUCCUGGUCGUGUUCUUGGUGCAAGCAGAAGGAUAAAACCAAUGAUUCCACAAAGCCCUGUUUGCUCUGUCCCAAGCAGGGUGGGGCUCUGAAGCCUGUACAUAAGAACGUCGACAGUGGAUUUUCUGUUGAGUUUGCUCAUUUAUUUUGUAGUCAGUGGAUGCCAGAGGUAUUCAUAGAGGACUUGACGCAGAUGGAGCCUGUUAUGAAUUUGGGAGGUGUAAAAGAAACCCGGAAAAAGUUAGUAUGUAACAUAUGCAAAGUCAAGUAUGGAGCCUGUCUCCGGUGCAGCCAUGGAACUUGCAGAACAUCCUUUCAUCCAAUUUGUGCAAGGGAGGCUAGGAAUAGAAUGGAGGUCUGGGCAAAAUAUGGGUGUGAUAAUGUGGAGCUUCGUGCUUUCUGUUCAAAGCAUUCAGAAAGUCAAUAUUGUAGGAGCAGUGGCCGAUUUCAAGACCCUUUUGAAGCUGUUAACAGUGGCUCACAUGUGGUCAACCACCUUCCAAUGACAUUAUCAGUUAACAGACCACAAAAAUUAGUUGGGAGAAGGAACAUUGAUAACCUUUUACUCUGUAAGGAUGCUUCUGAUUCCAACCCUGGAAAAUUGGACGAUGGAAAAUUAGAAGAUAUAGGAUCUGCUUAUCCCAGUUUAAAUGCUGAUUCUGAUUGUGUAGAUACACAUAAAUGUACUGUUCAGGGGGUUGAGGAUGUCAACCCACUUGACUCCCUUAAGUUUGCAACAAUUAUGAAAAAGUUGAUCGACCAAGGAAAAGUGGAUGUUAAAGAUGUAGCAUCAGAAAUCAACAUACACCCUGAUUUAUUAUGUGCAAAACUUACUGUAAUGCCUGCUGAAAACCUUGUCCCUGACCUGAAAGUCAAAAUUGUCCGAUGGCUAAGAAAUCAUGCUUAUAUUGGCACCUUGCAAAAAAAUUUGAGAGUCAAACUCAAAUCGGCUGCUUUACCCAAAGCUGUUGUUGGAGCUGCUCAUUGUUCCAACUCUUCAUCAGUUCCUGAUUCUGAUGAUUCAAAUCUUGUUACUGAUAAGAUGGUUAUACCUCAAAGAAAAGCUAAAAACACUAUAAGCCUUUUGAAGAAUGAUGAAAUCAAAUCUUCAUCUGAAGAAAUAGUUGGUGGCCAUGGUCUAGCGGUGCAAAGUGGUAUCUUGGACCAGAAAGCUUGUGAAGAACAAGCUGAUUCAAAUAAAGAAUGCAUCCAAGACACUGGAGAGAAGCAUUUAAAUGAGCAUGACAGUUCUCAAGAUUCCCCUUCAAGGAACUUUCCAAAUUAUGUAGAGGGUGAUCAUUUGGAGGCUCCCAUUUCUGGUCAUUAUUCUUCAAUAAGUGCAGUUCAUGGAAAGGCUAGGGAGUCCCCUGAUUCUUAUUGUCAUCCAUAUGUCCAAGAGAAGAUGGCACAUAUGUUGGAUGGAAAGCUUCUUGGUAACUUCAUAGUUGGAUCUCGUGAUGUGUUUGAAGGAGAGAUGUCUCGUUGGCAAGCAUCUUCCAAUGUAAGCGUUUGCUGUGAUCACCAACACCAGUAUCUCGAGUGCAAUGAUGUGAGUUGCAAAUCUGGUGGAUUUAAUCCGACGCAGCAAAUGAAUAAAAAAAUAAGUGGAAUCAUAAAGUUGUCUCCAGUAGAUGAAAUUGAAGGAGAAAUUAUAUUUUAUCAGCAUAGAUUACUUGCAAAUGCAGUUUCAAGAAAGCGGUUCACUGAUCAUUUAAUUUGUGAUGUUGUUAAGAGUCUUCCUAAGGAGAUUGAUGAAGCAAGAAGUACGAGAUGGGAUGCCGUUCUUAUUAAUCAGUAUUUUAGUGAGCUCAGAGAAGCCAAGAAACAGGGUAAGAAAGAGAGAAGACACAAGGAAGCACAGGCUGUACUAGCUGCUGCAACUGCUGCUGCGGCCGCCUCUUCUAGGAUGUCAUCUUUCAGAAAAGAUGUAUAUGAAGAAUCUACUCAUAGAGAGUUGAUGCCUCGUGCAAAAGAAACUCUUACAAAAGUUGCUCUCCCAAAGGCUUCAUUAGAGUCUGAUUUCUGUAAAGAACAUGUGAGAUCCUGUGACAUCUGCAGGCGGCAAGAGACAAUAUUUAAACCAAUUUUAGUCUGCUCCAGCUGCAAGGUUGCUGUACAUCUGGAUUGUUAUCGUACUGUUAAAGCGUCCUCAGGUCCAUGGUGCUGUGAAUUAUGUGAAGAAUUGUCACUAUCAAGAGGGUCUGGAGUGCCAGCUGUCAAUCUUGGGGAGAAGUCAUAUUUUGUUGCAGAAUGUGGUCUAUGUGGUGGCACCACAGAUGCAUUCAGGAAAUCAUCAGAUGGCCAGUGGGUCCAUGCUUUCUGUGCAGAGUGGGUCUUUGAAUCAACUUUCAAAAGAGGACAAGCAAAUCCUGUGGGAGGAAUGGAGACAGUUUCAAAGGGGAUGGACUCUUGCUAUAUUUGUCACCGCAAGUAUGGUGUCUGUUUGAAGUGCAAUUAUGGUCAUUGUCAGUCCGCUUUUCAUCCCUCAUGCGCUAGAAAUGCUGGAUGUUACAUGACUGUAAAGACUUCUGGUGGUAAAUUGCAGCACAGGGCAUAUUGUGAAAAACAUAGCACAGAGCAGAGAGCAAAGGCUGAAAACAAAACACAUGGAAUCGAGGAAUUGAAUAGAGUCAAGCAAAUUAGGGUUGAACUUGAGAGAUUACGCCUACUCUGCGAGAGAAUCAUCAAGCGUGAGAAGAUCAAGAGGGACCUGGUUCUUUGUUCGCAUGAUGUUCUUGCUUUUAAAAGAGACCAUGUAGCACGAUCCGUACUAGUUCAGGCUCCUUUCUUCCUACCUGAAGUUAGCUCUGAAUCAGCUACCACAUCAUUAAAGGGGCACGUUGAGGAUUUGAAAUCGUGUAGUGAAGCUGUGCAGAGAUCAGAUGAUUUAACCGUGGACAGCACAGUUUUCAGCAAGCACUGGAACAAAGUACCAAUGUCUUUGGACAAUGAGCAAAAGACUGACGACGACAGUUCUGCAUCUCAGAACCCAUUCCCCCAAAAAUUUGCAGACAGGGGUCAGUUUGCCGGGAAGCAAAUACCGCAGAGAUCUUUGACUGCCACAUCAUCACGUAAUCUUGUAGAUGUUGGAGGAUUGAAGUUUAAGUCAAGAAAGCAUGCUGAGACGUUUCAGAAAGAACUGGUAAUGACAUCCGACCAAGCAUCAAUGAAGAACUCUCUUUUACCUAAGCAGUACCUGUAUGUUCCUGCUGAUGUCCUUGCCAAGGAGAAGCAGGUCAACCAGGAAACAGGUUCUGCCAAGACACCGAAAUAUGAGAGGUAGAUGGAAAAGGUAUUUCUCGUGUGUUUCACAUUUCCUCAUCAGAGGCCAAACAUCGAUAUGCCUCUGACCCAUAACUUGCUUGGAAACCGAGUCCGAGAGCAAGUAAUAUGGCCGAUGGAGAAGAGCAGCAGCAGGGGGAAUGCUGGGAUGGACUCCAGCAGGGUGCCAGAUUCCGAGUUGGGCAAUGGAAGUUUUGGCAUGGCAGAUGUGCGUUCGAGGUCGAGAUUAAUUGUACUGGUGGGUGGAAUCAUACGGUUAAAUGUUGAAAUGGGGGCAGAUUCGAGUUUCCGUUGUCUUUGUGAUGUCUUCCUGAUCGAAUUUUGAGAAGUAUUAGCCGUUGUGUACGCGAAAGAGUUGGGGGAGGGAAAA
Messenger RNA from Cucurbita maxima (winter squash), 4951 nucleotides. RefSeq lists its product as uncharacterized. Gene Ontology annotation, biological process: regulation of transcription by RNA polymerase II. Lineage: Eukaryota; Viridiplantae; Streptophyta; Magnoliopsida; Cucurbitales; Cucurbitaceae. The record is from RefSeq and is a predicted model, not a curated record. The transcript has 19 exons. Bases 374 to 4582 code for a protein of 1402 amino acids.